GCUCGGCCCGUGACAAUCGAAAACAAUACGCGCUCCCGCGCCGUGCUCGCUUUGGCCACGCUCACGUGAAAGCGGGGCUCCGGGGAGAAAACCCGGGAAAACCAUAACGCGCUUUUAUUCCGCGAAACGGAAGGCGAAAGAAACGAAUCAAAAGAAGGAGGAAAAAAGAAGGAAAGUUCAGGCGAGUUCAGGUUACCAAAAAAAAUCCCCCAAAACAGCAAGCAUAAAGUGUGCGUGAAUUUGCGUGUGCGUGAAGGAUAAAAGCAAAACAAUGUAAAUCGUGGCAAGCUAGGUGACUUCGAAUGUGAUGAAAUUGGAAAACGAAAACGGCAAACGCCCAACAGUGAGCUUUCGUGGUUAGUGAGCAAAACUCCCGACAAGAAAACAAACCAAACAACCAAAUCAAUUCACCGCCAAAAGUGCUCACCCGUGAAAAAUUGGGAAAUAACCCGUUCCUAAACGCGGCUGAUAAGUUAACAGGCACACAUGGGCCAGCAGCCCCAGUGCCAGCUGCCCUUCAACCGUGAAAGGAUACGGUGAGCCAAUUUUAUAAGCACAUCGUGCCGUCGUGCCUCCAGCAGCAGCAGCAGCAGCAGCAAGCGUAAUGUGUUCCAAUGCGCUAAACCAUGGAAAUGGUGCGGGCGGAUGGGAAUGAAAAAUUAUGUCCUGCACCCCGGGGGGCGGUAACGGUGGAAACGGUGCGCGCGGUUGGGAAUGAUUGCUAGUAGGUCGAGCCUCCACGUGUGAUGCUGCUAUUUCUAUUAGUGUUGGUGUGUGAAAGUGUGUUAAAAUAAAUUGUGUACAAGUGUUAGAUUAUGCUUGUGAGAUGCUAAGAAGUGCGCUCUUCGAUGUACCAAAAUAUCACCAUUCUAGAAGCAACGAGAGAUUGUAUAUAAUUAGUGCCGACAAAUAUUAUCAUUUUGUUGAUCGAAAGCAACAAAACCAAACAAAGAGUGAACUAUCAAAAGUGCAUUUAACAGCAACGUAUCAACAUCACUGCCAAGACCACGACAAACGAGCGUCGGCAAACGUGUAAAAAAUUUCUGCUUCCAACGAUUGUCCAACGCAAUGCUGCCUGAACCAACCUCGAACCCCUACCGCUGUCCGUGUUCGGUGCGGCCAAAGACCGUCCACAUCCGGGUAAGCGGUUGCCGUGCGUGCAACACCAACCGAAACCGAGUUGCGCAAUCAAAUUAACCCUCUAAACUCUGACGCCACUCCUCCCACCCAACAACCCGACCGGAUGUGGGAUCGGUUCGCGGUGCGCCAGAAACGACAGCCGCAAAACGGAAGCAGCAGCCCGUACAGCCUCAGUGGUGCCUCAGUGUCAAGCGUGAACGAUGCGCAAAAGCCCGAACAGCCUGUCGCCCAUUGCGAUCCUACCGAACACGCCGCCGCCGGCGCGUAUCUUCGCCCAGCCGGAAACACCCACGACACCGCUAACGGAUGGCGCCCACUCGCCGACCGAACCGAACGGGGGGCGCCCAGUGGUGGUCGAGCUACCGACACCACUCGCGCGGCCGUCUUCCAUCCGCAGCGGUUCCGGGUCGGGGCCACAGCUACGCUUCAGCAGCCUGCUCGAUCCGGGCGACAUUACGCCCAUCACGUCGCCCCUGCCGAGCGUCACGUCCGGCAUGGCGGACGGGUCGAUCUACACGAUCUUCGGCGGGGAGGGCUCGAGCGUUGGCCGGCGCCGCAGCUCCCAGCUCCUGCCCAACAGUGCCAGCAAUGGUAGUGCCACCAGUGCCACACCGGCAUCGGCCGGCGCCGGUUUGCUGCCGACGACCAACGGGUCGGCCGUGAACUGUAGCAGUAUUAGCACGAGCCUCAGCCAGCCCGCCCCGGCUACCAGUGUCAGUGCCUCCCAAGCCAACAGUGCCAGCGCCAAGUCGCGCUCCCGCCGCUCCUCCGAGCUGUCGCAGCAGAACUCGAUGAAGUCGCACGCGUCCGCCGGCUCGCGCAAACGCAGCUCCCAGGCUCACAUCGAGCUGAACGGGCCGCCGGUUCGCGAUCGGCCGCGCUGUCUCAAGUCGUCGUUCUUGAGGCGCAAGUGCAAAGAGUACGCAGAUGAUGACGACGCUACAACCUCGGGCAUAACGCUGGAUGAUUCCGAUAAACGCGUGAUACGGCUGAACGAACCACAGGUUCAAAAGUACUGUAACAAUCAUAUCUCUACCGCUAAAUAUAGUGUCCUUAGUUUUCUACCUUCGUUCCUGUUCGAGCAGUUCCGGCGGUACUCGAACUGCUUCUUUCUGUUGAUCGCACUGCUGCAGCAGAUACCGGAUGUGUCGCCUACUGGUCGGUACACCACGCUCGUGCCGCUGAUGUUUAUACUCGCGGUGAGCGCAAUCAAGGAAAUCGUCGAAGACAUCAAGCGGCACCGGGCGGACGAUGAGAUCAACCACCGCCUGAUCGAGGUACUGCAGAAUGGCCAGUGGCACACGAUCAAGUGGCAGGAGCUGUCGGUCGGCGACAUCGUCAAGGUACUCAACAACACCUUCUUCCCGGCCGACCUGGUGCUGCUGUCCUCCAGCGAGCCGCAGGGCAUGUCCUUCAUCGAGACGUCCAACCUAGACGGCGAGACGAACCUGAAGAUCCGGCAGGGCGUACCGACCACCAGCCGGAUCCUGGAGACGAAGGACUUUAGCCAGUUUCGCGGGACGCUCGAGAGCGAACCACCGAACCGGCAUCUGUACGAGUUCAAUGGCGUGCUGAAGGAGCAUGACAAACAAGCGGUUGGCCUCGGACCGGAUCAGCUGUUACUGCGAGGUGCCAUGCUACGUAACACCGCCUGGAUAUUCGGCAUCGUUAUCUACACCGGUCACGAUACGAAACUUAUGCGAAACUCUACCUCAGCGCCGUUGAAGCGCUCAACCGUUGACAGACUGACAAACACGCAAAUUCUAAUGUUAUUUAUCAUUCUGAUCAUUCUGUGUAUCGUGAGUUGCAUUUUCAACCAACUUUGGACGAAAAGACAUUUUCAAACGGACUGGUACUUAGGCAUCGGCAAUCUUUUGAACAAAAACUUCGCCUACAAUCUGCUUACGUUUAUUAUUCUGUACAACAAUUUGAUUCCCAUAUCGCUGCAAGUUACGUUAGAGCUGGUACGGUUUCUACAGGCAAUCUUCAUCAACAUGGACAUCGAUAUGUACCACGCGGAAUCGGACACACCGGCAAUGGCGCGCACCUCCAACCUGAACGAGGAGCUCGGCAUGGUGAAGUACGUGUUCUCGGACAAAACUGGCACGCUGACGCGGAACGUGAUGGAGUUUAAGAAGUGCAGUGUGGCGGGCUCGAUAUACUCGAUCGAGGACACGCCGGCCCAGUCGCGAUUGGUACAGAACAUCCUCAACAACCAUCGCACGGCGCCUACAUUGCGCGAAUUUCUCACGCUGAUGGCGAUCUGCCACACGGUCAUCCCGGAGAAGCAGCCGGGCGACAGCAUGAACGAUAUCCAGUAUCACGCCGCCAGCCCGGACGAGCGGGCCCUGGUGUACGGGGCGAAGAAGUUCGGCUACGUCUUUUACACUCGCACGCCAACGUACGUCGAGAUCGAGGCGCUCGGCGUGCAGGAACGGUUCGAGAUACUUAACGUGCUGGAGUUCACCUCCACCCGCAAGCGCAUGUCGGUGAUCGCGCGCAACUCGAAGAGCGAAAUCAAGCUGUACUGCAAGGGUGCGGAUACGGUCAUCUACGAGCGGCUCGCACCGGAGGGUGUUGCGUACCGCGAGUCCACCCUGAGCCACCUGGAGGAGUUCGCGACGGAGGGGCUGCGCACGCUCUGCUGUGCCGUGUCCGACAUCCCGGACGAUGUGUACGAAGACUGGAAGCAUACGUACCACAAAGCGUCCACCUCGCUGCAGUACCGCGAGCAGAAGGUGGAAGAUGCGGCCAACCUGAUCGAGACGAACCUGCGCCUGCUCGGUGCGACGGCGAUCGAGGAUAAGCUGCAGGACGGUGUGCCCGAAACGAUAGCGUCGCUGCUGGAAGCGAAGAUAAACGUGUGGGUGCUUACCGGCGACAAGCAGGAGACGGCCAUCAACAUCGGCUACUCCUGCCAGCUGCUGUCCCAUUCGAUGGAUUUGAUUUUAUUGAAUCAGGAUUGUUUGGAUAACACGCGCAGCUGCAUACUGGAGCACACCUCCAAUGGGCGAUUUGAUAAUGUGGGCCGCAAGGAUGCCGCACUGAUCGUGGACGGCAAAACGCUUAAGUACGCGCUCAGCUGCGAUUUGCGGCGCGAAUUUCUGGACCUGUGCAUCUCGUGCAAGGUCGUGAUCUGUUGCCGCGUGUCGCCCAUCCAGAAGGCGGAAAUGGUGGACCUGGUGACGAUCAGCACAAAAUCGGUCACGUUAGCGAUCGGGGACGGUGCGAACGAUGUCGCCAUGAUACAGAAGGCGAACGUGGGCGUCGGCAUCUCCGGUGUGGAAGGUUUGCAGGCGGCCUGCGCGUCCGACUAUUCAAUUGCGCAGUUCAGCUACCUGCGAAAGUUGCUGCUGGUGCAUGGGGCCUGGAACUACAGCCGUAUGUGCAAGCUGAUCCUGUACAGCUUCUACAAAAACAUCUGCCUAUACGUGAUAGAGCUUUGGUUCGCAAUGUAUUCUGGAUGGUCCGGUCAAAUAUUGUUCGAACGAUGGACAAUCGGUUUAUACAACGUGUUUUUUACUGCGCUACCACCCUUCGCUAUGGGACUGUUCGAUAAAGUGACAUCGGCGGAACAGAUGCUAAAAGAACCAAGACUUUACGCGCCGUCGCAAAAUGCCAAACUGUUUAACGUCAAAGUGUUUUGGCGCUGUAUCAUUAACGCGCUGUUCCAUUCGAUGAUACUGUUUUGGUUGUCGUACAAGAUCUACGAAAAGGAUGUCAUCUGGAAGAAUGGACGCGAUGGUGGAUAUUUAGUGUUAGGCAACAUAGUUUACACGUACGUAGUCGUGACGGUGUGCUUGAAGGCGGGUCUUCUUACCAACUCGUGGACCUGGUUGACCCAUUGCUCUAUUUGGGGCUCGAUACUGCUUUGGUUUAUAUUUAUAUUCAUUUACAGCAACAUUUGGCCAGCAUUGCCAGUGGGUGCGGUUUUCACGGGCAUGGACGAUAUGGUCUUUACGACGCCUGUGUUCUGGGCUGGACUACUGUUAAUUCCACUAUCCGCACUGCUUUUUGACGUGUCUUGGAACGCGUACAGAAACUCUAGAAAGGAUAAUAUACUAACACCACCACUGAAGGAAUCCAGAUCUUCAAGCUUGUCGAAGAUACUCUCCUGGCGUAGGCGUAACUCCGUGGCGCCACUAGCGGCUUGGCAUCAGAACAGUAUUAGCAUAACCGAGUUGCACAUGUAGAUAUAAUGAAACAUUUGCUAAAAAGUGAAAAGAAAAAGCGUAAAAGCAAAGUAAAUGUUUACGUAGCGGGCUAAACGUAGGGCUAAAAAUAAAUGGAGGACUACAAUGUAGAUGACAAAAGGGAACAUUUGUGAUAGUGCGAUCAAGCGUGUAAAUGUAACAUUCCUUGUUUGUUUUGCUCUCUUUUUUGGAGUGGUUGUUAUCGUUAUUUAUUGUUAUUAUGUAAAACUAACUGCUCGUAGCAAUUGAACCCUGAGUCUCGAUCGGGACGAGGUUCGGUAUCAGAUAGAAAGCAGUAGAAGAGAAAGGUUCGCAAGUUCGAAGUAAAAUUCAGUUUUGCGCAAGCCUUCUCAUGGUAGAUGAUUCGAAAACAUUCCGUCCGUAGGCAGUCACACUCUGCUGCUGCUUCCUUAGUACGCCUUUAGUUAGCGUUUACUUAAUACACAACUUGAUCGGCGACCGAUCGUCUUAACCAUUGCACCAGUAUUAAUCUUUAGCUCGUAUUUGUGUUAUCUAUUUUUAAGCUAGCCGAUCUCAUAACUUCACGUAAAUGGCAUUCCCUUCUUUUAUUCGCUGCAACAUGUGCAACAACCUCGUCCUUGUGCUUUGGUGUUAAGUAUCUUAAGGCUUGUUUCAGUGCUCAUCCGUUUUCGGUUGGCUCUGAAGUUGUUUUACGGGCAAUAGAAUCUGAAAUAGAGAAGACAGAUGCGUUCAAAUCCACUGCAAUAUCAAAAAAGUAAACAGUGAAAAGUGGUAAGAGGUGCAAAAAAAAGACAGUAAUAAUGAACAUGUGCAAUAAUAGAUUGUGAUUCUAUGUAAGGGUACGUAAGGUUGUCAGUACUGUACGUUAAAUAGAUAGCGUAAGCACAGAUAACACUUGGAAGCUCAAUGACGACAGGAAAUAGAUAGGUAAAUGACGACCCCCCUAUAAGGCAUUACUCUACGCGCAACUCAAGACAAAAAAAAAGGGAGCGGGCCCUACCUCCAGCGCUUUGUUUGUCCUACCUUUGCUGUGCUAUGUGUAUUUGUGUUUGCUAAAAACAAAAUCAAACAAUGUUUGUGUGUAUGUGUGUCCUUUACGUGGUGCUCAUCAAAAACAAUGCUGCAUCCAACUAUCUGAUUAUCAUUUGCUACUACUUACGGGUGUGGCUGUAUUCGGCUCCAGCAACUCUCAUGACACCCCUUUCCCACGGGUAACGCUAAUAAUAUUUCCCUUGCCAGGCUAAUAAGUAUGGCGUUGAGGAAGGAAUUAAACCAAGCGCUGCUUAUGGUUUCUUGUUGUUGUAUUGGUUGUACACAAAAAAAAAAAACAUUUAAAUAUGCAUCGUUGAUUAAUCGCUUCAAAUCGCAGCUCGCUGUAAAUGUCACCCGUGACGCGUAAUACGCCCUUCAUGUGUUUAUGUUUUGUGAUAUUAAACGAAUCCCAGGGUGGUACGCUCAAUGUUCUUAAUGUUGGCUAUCAGGUUGGUGGGUGCGUUACAUACCGUUUCAAGCAAUGCAUCGCCAUGGUGUGUGAUAAUCUGCUAGAUUGUUUGUGUUUGUAUUUGUUUUUUCCAAUGUGUCAGCUAUUCGUCUCUUAGUUGAUACGCGUGCAAAACUGCUGCGCUACCUUCUACUCUCCGCUACAUGUUGGGCUGCAGGCUUGGCUCUUUACUUAUGGUGCCGCGAUCGCUGUACUGUUUUCCAGCCUAUCCGGUCUAUCGUUGAUAGCAGUCAUUAUUAUUAUUAUUCUUUUUAUCUUUUUCUUCUUGUGUGUUAAAUCACCAUACCCCAUUUUUGCUCCACGCUCUACAUCAAAUUCCUUCCUCAGAGAGACCGAAGCAUACCAUAUGGUGUCGCCCAGAAGCAGAAGCGAACGUUACGAAGAGCUGGCAUAGAGUAGAAUUUUGCUGAUCCUUCGAGAAAAAAUUGUUCGGUUUUUUCCCAUUUUUAAACAACAACAAUAAGAACCACCUGUAUUAUCUACGGGCAUUGUAAUAUAGGGUUUUUCUCUAUUUUUAUUGAAAUCUUCUUUCGCAAUAUUCAUUUUAACAAAAAAACUAAAAAAACGAAAAUAAAUACACAUACACAUGCACAUAGAAUGGUAGAGGAGAAAAGGGCAUUUCUUCCUUUUGAAAAUAAAAACCAGUAAACAUAAGCAAACAAUACGGCCUUUGGGGCCGUUCUUUUUUAAUAGAACAUUACAACAACACCAAAUAAAGGAAUUAAUAAAGCAACCGUAAGCAAAACUGAUAAAGUAAACAAGGCAAUGGGAUUUAGUUAGAACAUCAGCUAAAGCCUGUAGUUAAAUGAAUCUGUUUUUGUUUAAUGCAAAUAAAAAAUAAAUUAAAAAGAAAACAAUUUUAUACGAAAAAAGAGACAAAAUGGAUAACGAUUUUUUUUUUUGAAUAAAUGUUUUAUUAAGUAACUAUGUUCGAGACAUACUAACUGAAGCUUUUAUAUGUAGCAGGAAACUGUCUUGUUAUGCUCAGCAUACGAGAUGGCACUUUGAAACGGCAACAGAGUUGCAAAACAAUCGUGUUUAGUUUAACUAAAAUAAUCUUUAUUUUCUCUUCAUUUCCACACGUUCGGUUUCGGCUUAGCCGUGUAUAGCGUUAUAUUUGUUUUUUUUUUUUACUUAUACAAUACAAAAAUGUACGUGUUCAGGUGCUCCACAUUCUUAUCGUCGACAAAGAACGGAAAGCUAAAUAGUAAAAAUGCAGUAAGAGUAAGCGGUAACAGAAUUAUUAUUAGUAAGCUGUCCGGGGUAGUGGUAGAAUAAGCAAGUAAAAAGUAAAAACGAAAACAUUACAACACA
Anopheles arabiensis is the source of this 8130-nucleotide messenger RNA. RefSeq names its product probable phospholipid-transporting ATPase IA (gene ATP8A). Gene Ontology annotation, biological process: phospholipid translocation. Bases 1341 to 5333 code for a protein of 1330 amino acids. The record is from RefSeq and is a predicted model, not a curated record. NCBI's taxonomy places the organism in Eukaryota, Metazoa, Arthropoda, Insecta, Diptera, Culicidae. Gene Ontology annotation, cellular component: plasma membrane. Gene Ontology annotation, molecular function: magnesium ion binding; ATPase-coupled intramembrane lipid carrier activity; ATP hydrolysis activity. The transcript has 17 exons.